UACUCUACAGAGCUGAAGAAGCUGUACUGUCAGAUCGCCAAGACGUGUCCCAUCCAGAUCAAGGUGCUGACCAACCCCCCACAGGGCGCUGUCAUCAGAGCCAUGCCCGUUUACAAGAAGGCAGAGCACGUCACCGAGGUGGUCAAACGCUGCCCCAACCACGAGCUCAGCCGCGAGUUCAACGACGGUUAGUUAGUUAUGUCUCUCUCCUAAAUUAACAAUAAAAGUCACACACUGUUCUCUCCUUGUAGAAUUCAAUGAUGGUUAGUUAGUUAGUGUAUAUACCCCUCUAAGACACUCCUAAAGCACUAUUGAAAACGUAUUUAUCUUAUAUAAAUAUAAACAUGCAACAUAUUCUGCUGUUUAAGGUCAACUCCAUUAGUUAAUCAUAUCUCUCAGGAAAUGCUCCUUGCAGGGAGCAUUUAGUUACCAACGGUUUGGAUCACAUCUAGGUUUGGAUCACAGGACUAUAUCUAGGUUUAGAUCACAGGACUACAUCUAGGUUUGGAUCACAGGACUACAUCUAGGUUUGGAUCACAGGACUACAUCUAGGUUUGGAUCACAGGACUACAUCUAGGUUUGGAUCACAGGACUACAUCUAGGUUUGCUAGCCCUCUCAGAUGUUUCCUGUACCAUGACGUUAUUAACUAACCUUUACCUCUCAGAUGCUUCCUGUACCAUGACGUUAUUAACUAACCUUUACCUUUCAGAUGUUUCCUGUACCAUGACGUUAUUAACUAACCUUUACCUCUCAGAUGCUUCCUGUACCAUGACGUUAUUAACUAACCUUUACCUUUCAGAUGUUUCCUGUACCAUGACGUUAUUAACUAACCUUUACCUCUCAGAUGCUUCCUGUACCAUGCCGUUAUUAACUAACCUUUACCCCUCUCAGAUGCUUCUUGUACCAUGACGUUAUUAACUAACCUUUACCCCUCUCAGAUGCUUCUUGUACCAUGACGUUAUUAACUAACCUUUACCUCUCAGAUGCUUCCUGUACCAUGACGUUAUUAACUAACCUUUACCUCUCAGAUGUUUCCUGUACCAUGACGUUAUUAACUAACCUUUACCUCUCAGAUGCUUCCUGUACCAUGACGUUAUUAACUAACCUUUACCUCUCAGAUGUUUCCUGUACCAUGACCUUAUUAACUAACCUUUACCUUUCAGAUGUUUCCUGUACCAUGACGUUAUUAACUAACCUUUACCUCUCAGAUGCUUCCUGUACCAUGACGUUAUUAACUAACCUUUACCUCUCAGAUGUUUCCUGUACCAUGACGUUAUUAACUAACCUUUACCUCUCAGAUGCUUCCUGUACCAUGACGUUAUUAACUAACCUUUACCUCUCAGAUGCUUCCUGUACCAUGACGUUAUUAACUAACCUUUACCUUUCAGAUGUUUCCUGUACCAUGACCUUAUUAACUAUGCCUAAACUACCACUGAUGAACCAUUGAUAACUUAUUUAUCUACUUUGAUAUGAAUAUGAACAUGUAACAUGUUUUUUUGGUGGUUUGAUAAGCAUAGGGUAUGUUGUGUUUUGUAGGUCAGAUAGCCCCUCCCAGUCACCUGAUCCGAGUGGAGGGUAACAGCCAGUCCCAGUAUCUGGAGGACUCCAUCACGGGCCGUCAGAGUGUGCUGGUCCCCUACGAGCCCCCUCAGGUAAAGGCAUACCCCUCGUUGCCACCGGGCCACAGCCAUAGAGAUCCUAUUAAAGGACUAGAGGGGCUAUGUCAUAAAACCCUCCAAGUUCAAGUAACGGAGUGAAAAAUGGCAGCCAUGUUGGUCAGGGAGAAAUCCAAACCCGUCUCAUUUGAAUGAAUGGCAGUAGAGACAUAAUCCUGAUGUAUGCAGGACAAUAAAAAUAAGAGUGAUAUAUCAGAAAUUGUGUAAUAGAAUUAUUGUCAAAUAGUCAUAUAAUUAUAAAUACAGUUUAUAUGAGUUUUAUACCAAUUUUAUACAGCCUCUAAAAUAUAUGUAAACAGACCGUAGAUGUCUACAUUUGAGUUUUCUUGGAAAGCUGUGAUUGCUAUUAUAUGAGACAAUAUCAGUACUUGUUGCAUUUACAACUUGUCCAAGUCCUGUCAUCAACUGAUUUUCAGGCUGUGGAUUGACUGCAUUGUUUGAAUGGAAUGUUGUCACAUUGGCAGUUAAUUUGACAAAUUAAUGGAAUAAUUCCUCUAAAACUGGCUGCCUAGCUAGCUAACAAACAUACAGUGCAGAUAAACUUCAAAUUCAUUGUUUUACACAAUAGCUUAUGACAUCACUGGCUGACCACUGCCCUUACCAAAAUGGCUGACCUUUUAUACCGUCAUAAGAAGUUUCAUGUCCAUUUUAGUAUUCUAAUUCCUAAUUCUUUGGCCACAGCUCUGUCCCCUUUAAAACAGGCUGUGUCAGUGCCCUGUCCACCUACCUGUCUCCUUCCUGUCUCCCCUGUCUCCUCCUGUCCCUCCCGUGGUUAUGUCACCCUCCCUGUCUCUGUCCCUCCCUGUGUGAAUGUCCCCUCCCUGUCUCCCCUGUCCACCCUCCCUGUCUUUAAUCAGGCCCUGUCCCCCGUCCCCUCAUGUCUCCCCUGUCCCUCCUGCUCCCCCGUCCCCUCCCUGUCUCCCUUCCCCCCCUGUCUCCCCUGUCCCCUCCCUUCCCCUGUCCCCCCCUCCCCCUUCCCUCCCUUCCCCCUUUCCCCUCCAUUCUCCCUGUCCCCCCUGUCUCCCCUGUCCCCUCCCUCCUUCCUCCCCUCUCCCCCUCCCCUCCCUCUUCCCUUGUCUCCCCUUGUCCUCCCUCACUGUUCCUUCCCUCCUGUCCCCUCCCUCUCCCCUGUCCCCCCUCCCCUGUCUCCCCCUGCCCUCUUCCCCUCCCUGUCCCUCCCCCCUGUCCCCUCCCUGUCUCCCCUGUCCCCUCCUCCCCUUCUCUCCCUUUCCCUCCCUGUCCUCCCCUGUCCCCCAUUUCCCUGCCUCCCUCCCAUGUUCUACCCCUGUCCCUCCUGCUCCCCUGUCCCCUCCUGCCCCCGUCCCUCCCUGUGUCCCCUCCCUGUCUCCUGCCCGUCCCUUCCCUUUCCCCUUUACUCCCCUGUCCCUGCCAUGGUCUCCUUCCCCUCCGUCUCCCCUGUCCCCCCAUGUCUCCCCUGUCCCUCCCUGUUCUUCCCCUGGUCCCCUGUCCUCCGGGCCUGUCCCCCGCUGUCCCCCUUCCACUCCCUGAUCCCCUGUCCCCUCGUCUCCCUGUCCCCUCCUACGCUCCCUGUCCCCUCCAUGUCUCCAUUCCCCUCUGUCUCCUGUCCCCUCCAGUCUCCCCUGUCCCCCUCCAUGUCUCCCCUGUCCCCUCCCUGGUCUCCCCUGUCCACCUCCCUGUCUCCCAUGUCCCUCCCUGUCUCCCCUGUCCCCUCCCUGUCUCCCCUGUCCCCUCCCUGACUCCCCUGUCCCCUCCCUGUCUCCCCUGUCCCCUCCCUGUCUCCCCUGUCCCCUCCCUGACUCCCCUGUCCCCUCCCUGUCUCCCCUGUCCCUCCCUGACUUCCCCUGUCCCCUCCAUGUCUCCCCUGUCCCCUCCCUGUCUCCCCUGUCCCCUCCCUGUCUCCCCUGUCUCCUCCCUGUGUGUUAAUGUCCCCUCCCUGUCUCCUGAGUUUUAGGUUUUCAUUCACUAAAUGCUGUUGUGGUUCUCUUCCCUUCCUCUUCCAGGUGGGCACAGAGUUCACCACCAUCCUGUAUAACUUCAUGUGUAACUCCAGCUGUGUGGGAGGCAUGAACCGACGCCCCAUCCUCAUCAUCGUCACCCUGGAAACCAGAGAGUAAGACAUUUCAAUACAACUAUAUUGUCCCUCAAGGGGACAUCAAGACAAUCAAGUAUCAUCAGUGUCCCAGAUCUUAUUUGUGUUGUCCUGCCAACUUCCAUGGUCAUUAUCGUGCCAAACAGUUGACUGUGCAGCACAGAUCUGAUCUGGGACCAGGCUAAUGGUCAGAGCCACACAGUACACAGAGAGAGUUUGAACACGUGCUCUUUCCAUGACAUAGACUGACCAGGUGAAUCCAGGUGAUGUCGCUUGUUAAAUCUACUUCAAAUCGGUGUAGCUGAAGGGGAGGAGACAGGUUAAAGAAGGAGUUUUAAGCCUUGAGACAAUUGAGAUAUGGAUUGUGUAUGUGUGCCAUUCAGAGGGUUAAUGGGCAAGACACAAGAUUUAAGUGCCUUUGAACUGGGUAUGGUAGUAGGUGCCAGGUUUGGACAACAGCUGGUUUAUGUCAAGAACUGCAACGCUGCUGUGUUUUUCACGCUCAAACAGUUUCCCGUGUGUAUCAAGAACGGUCCACCACCCAAAGGACAUCCAGCCAACUUGAUAUAACUGUGGGAAGCAUUGGGGUCAACAUGGGCCAGCAUCCAUAUAGAACGCUUUUCGACACCUUGUGGAGUCCAUGUUCCGACAAAUUGACGCUGUUCUGAGGGCAAAAGGGGGGUGGGGGUGCAACUCAAUAUUAGGAGAGUAUUCCUAAUGUUUUUCACACUCAGUGUAAAUAAAUGUAUUAUAUAGUUCUCUAUACAUGGCUCUGGCUCUAGAUUGGUAUAUUAGCCCUCCCUAUAGAUGGUAAAGAAAUGUUGCUGACCUGGUAUAUCUCCGUCUGUGUCUCUCCUACCUCCCAGAGGUCAGGUGCUGGGUCGGCGAUGCUUCGAGGCCAGGAUCUGUGCGUGCCCUGGCCGGGACCGUAAGGCGGACGAGGACAGCAUCCGCAAGCAGCAUGUUACUGAUGGAACAAAGACCAGUGAGGGUAUGAAACGCCGUAAGUAGUGCUGGGAGCUGGUGGAGGACUGACUGACUGGCUGGCUGUGAUCAUACCAUACUCUCUCUGUCUCUCUGUCUCUCUCUCACACCAUCUCUGUUUCUCGCUCACACAGACACCCACUGCAUGCUGCCUGCCCCUGUGCUGUAGUCUCUCUCCUCCUACCCUGUGCUGUAGUCUCUCUCCUCCUACCCUGUGCUGUAGUCUCUCUCCUCCUACUCUGUGCUGUAGUUCUCUCAUCCUACCCUGUGCUGUAGUCUCUCUCCUCCUACCCUGUGCUGUAGUUCACUCUCCUCCUACCCUGUGCUGUAGUCUCUCUCCUCCUACCCUGUGCUGUAGUCUCUCUCCUCCUACCCUGUGCUGUAGUCUCUGUCCUACUACCCUGUGCUGUAGUCUCUCUCCUCCUACCCUGUGCUGUAGUCUCUCUCCUCCUACCCUGUGCUGUAGUCUCUCUCCUCCUACCCUGUGCUGUAGUCUCUCUCCUCCUACCCUGUGCUGUAGUCUCUCUCCUCCUACCCUGUGCUGUAGUCUCUCUCCUCCUACCCUGUCCUGUAGUCUCUCUCCUCCUACCCUGUGCUGUAGUCUCUCCUCCUACCUGUGCUGUAGUCUCUCUCUCCUACCCUGUGCUGUAGUCUCUCUCCUCCUACCCUGUGCUGUAGUCUCUCUCCUCCUACCCUGUGCUGUAGUCUCUCUCCUCCUACCCUGUGCUGUAGUCUCUCUCCUCCUACCCGUGCUGUAGUCUCUCUCCUCCUACCCUGUGCUGUAGUCUCUCCUCCUCCUACCCUGUGCUGUAGUCUCUCUCCUCCUACCCUGUGCUGUAGUCUCUGUCCUCCUACCCUGUGCUGUAGUCUCUCUCCUCCUACCCUGUGCUGUAGUCUCUCUCCUCCUACCCUGUGCUGUAGUCUCUCUCCUCCUACCCUGUGCUGUAGUCUCUCUCCUCCUACCCUGUUCUGUAGUCUCUCUCCUCCUACCCUGUGCUGUAGUCUCUCUCCUUCUACCCUGUGCUGUAGUCUCUCUCCUCCUACCCUGUGCUGUGUCUCUCUCCUCCUACCCUGUGCUGUAGUCUCUCUCCUCCUACCCUGUGCUGUAGUCUCUCUCAUCCUACCCUGUGCUGUAGUCUCUCUCCUCCUACCCUGUGCUGUAGUCUCUCUCCUCCUACCCUGUGCUGUAGUCUCUGUCCUCCUACCCUGUGCUGUAGUCUCUCUCCUCCUACCCUGUGCUGUAGUCUCUAUCCUCCUACCCUGUGCUGUAGUCUCUCUCCUCCUACUCUGUGCUUGUUUUCCAUCUUAUAUGCUUGCUGGCGUAGAGUUCUAACCAAUCUUAUGUCCAACUGGUGUAACCGGACCAGGUAGCUACAUGUAUUGACCAGGCCUCUGUCCUCCUCUCUUCCCUCUGUCCUCCUGUCCUCCCUCGGUCCUCCUGUCCUCCCCCUGUUCCCCUUCUUCACCUCUCCAGCCUUCCGCCAGGCCUCCCAUGGGAUCCAGAUGUCCUCCAUCAAGAAGAGAAGAUCCACUGAUGAGGAAGUGUUUUGUCUGCCUGUAAGUGUCCAGUCUGUCCACACCAUAGAUCAUUUAAUAGCUUUAUUUUCUAUGGUCCUCUGUUCCUUUUACCUGAGUUUUCCCCAGGGAAUGAACUGACCCCAUGAUGAUGUUAGUACAGUAUGGGAUUGAUUUGUUUAGUGCUGAUACUGUCUGUCCUAUAGAAAUAGAGCAAUAACACCAAUUAACAUAUAACAGUCUUUGUUGGAUACAUGAGACAGAAAACAAACAAUAUUUUGGGGAGCGUUUCAAAAUCAGUCUGAUCUUCAGAAUAAUAAUAUGCCAUUUAGCAGACGCUUUUAUCCAAAGCUACUUACAGUCAUGUGUGCAUACAUUUUUUACGUAUGGGGGUGGUAUCGGGGAUCGAACCCACUACCUUGGCGUUACAAGCGCCGUGCUCUACCAGCUGAGCUACAGAGGGUCCUCUGUCCAUACUGGCAAAAGCAACCCUGAUACACAUGGUCUCUAUAAUACAAUAUUACAUACAUUUCUGUAUGUAAUACAUUGUGUACAUUAUAUUGCAUACAUUGUAUAGAAUAUAUUCAUCUUGUGGUAUGUCCCAGCUGCUAACCAACCUCUCUCUCUCUCUCCCUCUAUAGAUUAAAGGCCGUGAAAUCUAUGAGAUUUUGGUAAAAAUCAAAGAGUCUUUGGAACUCAUGCAGUUUCUGCCUCAGCACACUGUAGAAUCAUACAGGCAGCAGCAGAACCUCCUGCAGAAACAGUGA
Coregonus sp. 'balchen' is the source of this 7014-nucleotide messenger RNA. NCBI's taxonomy places the organism in Eukaryota, Metazoa, Chordata, Actinopteri, Salmoniformes, Salmonidae. The record is from the annotation of a GenBank genome assembly.